AGAACAAUGCCAACAUCAACUCCCUUCUUUCAAUUGCUAAACGGCCUUGCCAAUCACAACACCCCCUUGCGCCGCUUACGCACGAACUGCCCCUGGCGGCCAACCUCUAGGCAUCUGCAUUUUUCAUGCCGCGGCCCUUCUCUCGUACGUACGCAGCAUUGUCACCCUGCCGUGCGCGUCUCGGGUCUCUAUAUACGUAAGGUCGUAAAGUAACACUGUAACUUCGAAGCGUUGACAGAGAGGAAAGGGAGAAAGAAAAGAAUUGAAAAAGGGUCCUCCAGCCCUCCCCUCGUGUUCUGCUCCCGUAACAAUCUCUUCCUCGUUUUCUUCCUCGUUUUCUUCUGCUUCUUCUCUGCCAUCACCCAGAGCUUUCUUGCCUCAAUGGCAUAUCCUCUCUACCUCGGCGCCCUGCUCUGCCUGGCCGUCAUCUUCACCGUCAAAAGACUCGCAUCCUACCUUUCGGCCUACCGCUUCAAGAAGGCCCAUGGCUGCAAGCCCGUCCGUAGACUCCCGCAAUCCGAGCGGAUCCUGGGAUGGGCCUACUUCAGGAGACAGAUGAAGGCCGUGAAGGAGAAGAGGAUAUUAGAAGAGAUGAGGUCGAUUUAUGACAGCCACGGCCCGACUUUUUCGUCGGUCGUGUUGGGCGGCCACCUCAUCAACACCAUCGAUCCCGAGAACAUCAAAACGAUCCUGGCGUCAAGCUUCGCUGAUUUUGGGCUUGGGGGGAGAUUGAAGGCUUUCGGACCUCUCUUGGGAAAUGGCAUCUUCACGAGUGAUGGUGCUGCGUGGGAGCACUCUAGGGCCAUCGUCCGUCCGAACUUCACCAGGAACCAAGUAGCCGAUCUUGACACGUUUGAGACGCACAUCCAACAUCUCAUCGCCAAGAUCCCGCGAGACGGUUCGACUGUGGAUCUCCAGACCUUGUUCUUCCAGCUGACGCUCGACUCGUCGACCGAGUUCUUGUUCGGCGAGUCGGUCUCGUCACUGCGCAGUACCGAGGGAUCGGAACAAGAGCGCUUUGGUCGAUGUUUUGAUUUUGCUCAAUCAAAACUCGGGAACAGAACCCGUCUGGGAAAGUUUUCUGCCCUGUUCCGUGACACGGAAUUCGACGAAGCAUGCAAGACGGUCCAUAAAUUCGUGGACAAGAUCGUCUACAGAGCUCUGUUAGAGAACCCCCCAUCAUCCACCGACCCGGAGAAGAGUGUCGAUGGAAAGGACGCGUCCCAGAGAUACGUCUUCCUCACGGAAUUGGUGAAGGCCACCCGAGACCCAAAACAGUUACGGGAUGAGCUCCUCAACAUUCUCCUCGCCGGACGAGACACGACCGCCAGUCUCCUAAGCCACACCUUCCACGUCCUGGCCCAACGUCCCGACAUCUUCAAGAAGCUCCGCUUCGAAGUCGACUCCCUCAACGGCGAGCUGCCCACCUACGAAACCCUCAAGUCCAUGAAAUACCUAAAAUACAUCCUCAACGAAUCCCUGCGUCUGUACCCGGUCGUGCCCACCAACGGUCGGUACGCCAACAAAGACACCGUGCUGCCGCGCGGCGGCGGUCCCGACGGCCAGUCCCCCAUCUUCAUCCCCAAGGGCCUCACCGUCGUCUACAGCGUCUACACGAUGCACCGCCGCACCGACAUCUUCGGGCCCGACGCCCUGGACUUCCGGCCCGAGCGCUGGGCCCCCGAGGAGGGCUUGCGGCCCGGCUGGGCCUAUCUGCCGUUCAACGGCGGGCCGCGCAUCUGCGUCGGCCAGCAGUUCGCGCUCGCUGAGGCGAGCUAUGCGAUUGUGCGCCUGCUGCAGGAGUUUGAGCGCGUGGAGGAUCGAGAUGGGGAGGGAUUGGUCCCGCAGUUGGGGUUGACGAUGGCGAGUGCGAAUGGUGUCAAGGUGGCUAUGAUCCCAAGGGCUUGAUUGAAUGGGAUUGUACGGAUUGAGGGGGCUAUCUAUGAUGAAAGAAAAGUAUGUAUGUAUGUAUUUAAUCAAAUCUUCUUAGAAAAGAAAGUUAUAGACCGACCAGGCGGGCAAUGUCACUCAAUUAUUCGUUAUGGGUUUCUCAUUAUUUAGAGGGCUACCUAUCUUAUCUUUUAAUAAAUCAGCAGCAGGAUACAUACCAUGGAUAGAUAGUUCAUUCGAGAUUCGCAU
Molecule: messenger RNA, 2139 nt
Organism: Amorphotheca resinae ATCC 22711
Lineage: Eukaryota; Fungi; Ascomycota; Leotiomycetes; Helotiales; Amorphothecaceae
Exons: 2
Coding region: 382-1908 (508 amino acids)
Molecular function (GO): iron ion binding; oxidoreductase activity, acting on paired donors, with incorporation or reduction of molecular oxygen, reduced flavin or flavoprotein as one donor, and incorporation of one atom of oxygen; heme binding
Source: RefSeq, a predicted model, not a curated record